ACCAGCUUGAAUGGUUUAUUGAUUCGCAAGGCAUUUCUACUCCUAGAAGCAGAUUAAUUCACUAUAAGAAGAAACGGCAUGUUCAAAUUCGAUUUCUCAGGCGAGGAUAUCAGCGAUACCGAAGCUGAUGUGCCGGUGCCUUCUUCGAACGGGGAGCCUGUAUCGACAACGACGACGACGACGACGGCGGCGGAUGCAUCGAAAGGAUCCGAGUUCAAGGUCGACACGGAGAUACAUGAUAUUCGGGAUCUUUUACAAUCCCUGCCCUCUCGAAUGUCAUACUCCCUCCUCAGCGUGUCCUCCACCUCCGACCUAGCCCAGUCCUCCAAGCUCCGGAUCCCCCGGCGCGAGGUAUUCGACAUCAAAGUCCAAAUUAUGGCGGACGAGGACCUAUUACCUUCGAUCUCAGAGGAGACUACCACCAAGACCGAGACGGCUGCAGACAACACGACGCAGUUCAGGAAGAAAGAACUCCAGAUCCUGCUUUCAAACACAGAGGAUCUACGCACAGAUCUAUACGAAGGCGGACUUAAGAGCUGGGAGGGCGCAGGGGAUUUGACUGAAUUUCUCGCUGAUACUGGGGUUGAGGUUGGGAAAGGAGUGCUCGAGCUCGGAUGCGGAAGCGCUCUUCCAUCGAUCUACCUCUUUCAAGAAUACAUCAGAACCCUCCUCACAGCCACCCCAGAGCAACAACAACAACAACAACAACAGCAAUACCCUCCCGUCUCGUUCAUAAUGUCAGACUACAACUACGCCGUCCUGCGCCUAAUGACAGCUCCAAACUUCCUCCUCGCAUACCACAACGUCCGCAACUCCCUCUCCACCCCCACUUCCUCAUCCGACGACCCAUCCCAGCCCACACAGACAUCCGACCUCGAUCUGGAAGUCACCCCCGACCUCGUCUCUCAAUUCUUCGAAUUCCUAGACACGCACAACAUUUCCAUCAAACUAAUCUCCGGACCCUGGAACUCCUCCUCUUUCGCCGACUUUCUAGGCUACAGCCCCGCAUCCACCUCCAACUCUACCUCGCCCACCGAAAAACUUCCAUUCUCUCUCGUCUUGGGCUCGGAAACUAUAUACUCCGUCGCCUCGACAAACGCGUUUAUCCCGAUUCUCCUCGAUUCCGUUUCGCUAUGGAAUACCGAACGCGAGACAGCGCUGCUGCCGACAGCUUACGUGGCUGCGAAGGAGAUCUACUUUGGCGUGGGGGGUACGGCGCGACAGUUUAUAGAAGACACGGAAAAAGCAGGUGGGAAGGUUAAAGUCGUGAAGCGCAUCGCAUCUGGUCGAAGCAGCGGCGUGGCUCGAGUUAUCAUCCAGACUACGGCGGGGUCGAAAGACUGAUAUGUACUUUUAGAUAAUAUAAAACAAUGGCAUU
Molecule: messenger RNA, 1378 nt
Organism: Myxozyma melibiosi
Lineage: Eukaryota; Fungi; Ascomycota; Lipomycetes; Lipomycetales; Lipomycetaceae
Exons: 3
Coding region: 79-1344 (421 amino acids)
Biological process (GO): peptidyl-histidine methylation, to form tele-methylhistidine
Molecular function (GO): protein-L-histidine N-tele-methyltransferase activity
Source: RefSeq, a predicted model, not a curated record